Hippocampus zosterae (dwarf seahorse) is the source of this 4350-nucleotide messenger RNA. RefSeq names its product E3 ubiquitin-protein ligase SH3RF3-like. Gene Ontology annotation, molecular function: ubiquitin protein ligase activity; protein binding; metal ion binding. Gene Ontology annotation, biological process: positive regulation of proteasomal ubiquitin-dependent protein catabolic process; positive regulation of JNK cascade; protein ubiquitination. The transcript is spliced from 10 exons. The record is from RefSeq and is a predicted model, not a curated record. The coding region runs from base 382 to 2886 and encodes 834 amino acids. Lineage: Eukaryota; Metazoa; Chordata; Actinopteri; Syngnathiformes; Syngnathidae.
ACUUGUCUCGUCUCGACGUUCUUCAUCAAUUCGGCUGUGCGCACGCGCCGCGAUCGCGAUAAGUGAAGAUGAUGAUGACGAGGGUGAGGAUGGCGAUGAGAGCGUGACCUCAGCGCCUCCAGCGCAGCCGUGGGAGACGCGAUCGGGGUAGGGGGGCGGUGGAGGGGACUGACACACGGCGAGGGGAGGCACACAGACACACUGGAGACGACCCGGGGGAGGAAAGUGCACGACGACGCGCGCGGGGCGUCCCUCGACCGCUUCCCGUCUGCUCGCCUCCCAGAAUGUUCCGUGCUCGCGGUCCGUUCCUCCGCCACGAGAACCAGCAGCAGCAGCCGCAGCCGCCGCCGACGCCGCGUCUCCACGGAGCCUGAAGCCCAAAUGAUCACCCUCUCCGCCGACAUGGACGAGUCUUCGUCGUUGCUGGAUCUCUUGGAGUGCUCGGUGUGCCUGGAGCGCCUGGACACCACGGCCAAGGUGCUGCCGUGUCAGCACACCUUCUGCCGCCGCUGCCUGGAGAACAUCGUCAGCUCCCGGAACGAACUGCGUUGCCCGGAGUGUCGCAUCCUGGUGGACUGCGGAGUGGACGACCUCCCGGCGAACAUCCUGCUCGUUCGCCUCCUGGACGGCAUUAAACAGCGGCCUCAGCGAGGCGGCGCGGGCAGGCAGCCCGCGGCCGGGGGCUCGCUGCAGGGCUGUGCAGCCGGGAUAUCGGCGUCUCCCGCGGGCAGCGCCGCCAGAGACCUGCCCGUCGCUACCCGGAGCUCUCCUGUUAAGAAUAUCCCAGCGCUGCCUUGCGGCAAAGCGCUCUACUCUUACGAGGGCAAGGAGCCGGGCGAUUUGCAGUUCUCCAAGGGUGACAUCAUCAUCCUGCGACGCAAGGUGGACGACAACUGGUACCACGGGGAGUUGAACGGUUGCCACGGGUUCUUGCCCGCCAGUUACAUCCAGCUGCUGAGGCCUCUGAGCCAGACUCCGCCCCAGGGCAAGGCGUUGUAUGACUUUGAGGUCAAAAACAAAGACCAAGAUAAAGACUGCCUCGCAUUCAGCAAGGAUGAAGUCCUGACAGUAAUAAGGAGGGUGGAUGAAAACUGGGCGGAAGGCAUGCUGGGCGACAAGAUUGGUAUCUUCCCCAUUCUCUACGUGGAGUUAAACGAAACGGCAAAGCAGCUGAUGGAAAUCGACAAGCCGACGACAACGCCCAGUGUGCCGGGUCCGAGCUCGGAGCCGUCCCCGUUGGGUCCCUGCUCUCUCGGCCCCUCCCCCAGCACCUCGCCUUCCAAUGGAAACGGCUCGGGACAUCGGAGAGGCGAAGGGAAGAAAAACGCAAAGAAGAGGCAUUCGUUCUCAGCUCUGUCCGUUACCCAGCGAGCGGCCCAACUCAACAACCGACACAGUAUGGAGAUCUCUCACCCAGUCCUCAUCAGCUCCUCUGACCCCAGGGCCGCCGCACGCAUCCAGGAUGCAUCGUCCCCAGGUCCCUCCCCCUCCUCGGCAGGGGUACUGGUGCCCCCAAAAGUGGCAUCUAUAACCUCUGAGCUGUUGGCCCAUGCAAAAGUGCAGCUGCCUCUCAACAUCUACCUUGCGCUUUACGCCUACAAGCCCCAGAAAGCUGACGAGCUUGAACUUAGAAAGGGGGAGAUGUACCGGGUGACAGAGAAGUGUCAGGACGGAUGGUUCAAAGGCACCUCACUGAGAACGGCCGCGUCUGGCGUCUUCCCGGGGAACUACGUCACCCCCGUGUCCAGGGCUACUUUUGGAGUGGGCGCGACACGAGGCUCGUGUUUGUCCAGUCCAGGAAAUGGAGGAGGUGGUGGUUGUAGUCAGCUCAGCGGUAAAAUCUCGGAUCCCUCUUCUCCAGGGUCCCCGGGGCCCUCUUCGUCCCGUCCGUCCACGCCACUGGUCAACUGCGUCGGUCCCGCUUUGUCGCCGCAGACCGCAGCUGCGCAGCUGAAGAACUGCCUGCGCUCCAGUCAGCAUUCGGUCAACCAGACGCGCACCUCCAUGCAGCUGGUCCAUAGUUCGCCCGCCGGAAGCCCAGAGCGACCCGCAGUGGCGAUAUCUUCCCUGCGUUCUCAGAGCUCCUCCCCUUCACGUUGCGCGAGCCAAUCGGGUCGCCCGCUCUCCAUGACGUCUCCAGGACCCAGUUUGGGGCCCUCGCCCCUGUCGUCCCCCGCCUCACGGCCGCACCUGCCCCUGUCGUCUCCUUUGUCCUGCCUCACGCCUCCCAACGUGUCAGCGGUGCUACUCAACGGGGAACCGACCAUCCCCCUGCAGCCGCCCUCACCGGGUCCCUCUCAUGCACCUGCGCAGUGCGCGCUGGCCCCCAAAACAGAAAAGAAGGAGAGAAAAGCCGGAGGUUUGUUGAAGCUCCUGUCAGGAGCGGCGGCCAAGAAGAAACCACGCUCACCUACCACCUCCCCACCCACCCACGAUCCCUCCUCGGCCGGCCAAAGCGCGCUACCGACCAACCUCACCCACCACCCUCACCACCCCCACCACCACCACGCCCGUUCCGGCUCGUGUCCCAUGGUCUCUCAGGGGCGAGCCGGCUCGUGUCCCGUCGAGAUCGACAUGGCGGGGGCUGUGGGGCUGGAACCUCUGCACAGGAAAUCGGGCUCCUUGGAUACAAACUUUCCCAUGUCGCCCCCGCCAACGCGAGCUAGCAGUGUUCUAAUGGUGCUCCGGCCCGAACCCAAGCCGCUGUCCAGAGAGAGGUACCGUGUGGUUGUUCCUUACCCACCCCAGAGUGAGGCGGAAAUCGAGCUUCGCGAGGGAGACGUGGUGUUCGUCCACAAAAAGCGAGACGACGGCUGGUACAAAGGCACCCUGCAAAGGACGGGACAGACUGGCCUGUUUCCUGGAAGCUUUGUGGAAAACUUUUAAAAAGAGACACAGAAUCACUUGGCUUGAUAUUGGAGUUUCCAAUCUGCCUUAAGGAGCUAUUAACCCCCCCCCCCUUCCCCUCCUCCCAAAAAAGUUUUGAAUUCACCGGAAUUUGAGUUUCAGCGACAAGAUUCUUCCUGUGGACUUUUUACAAAGGAAAAGACAGUAGCACAAGACAUCUUCGGAAGUCUUUCUCGAUCCAGCACACUUUCACCAGGAAAGAGGAUGACCACACUUUCCCGUCCUCAUCCCGGGAGUGCCACAUCACAGGGGCCCCCCUCUGCGACUACUGAAGACGCACACGUACACUCGAAGAGCACACAAACAAAAGCUUCCCAAGUGUCAUCCACCAGCACAACAAGCAUCAGCUCGGCUUCAAAUUGCGACCUCAGAACUUCUCUCUGGUGCGUUCUUUCUUUGCAAAGACCCAAACCAGGUUCAUCGUGUUUGUGGCAAUAAGCACAUAUUUUAUUUUAUUUUUUUAACGCAAUAUGUGUUGAUGAUAAAUGUAGGGUUGCAACUAACAAUGAUCUCAAUAAUCGAUUAAUUUGUCAAUUUUUGUGUUGUUGAAUCCGAUUUUUUUAAACUGGUUUCAAUUCCAAAACGCGACAUGAUUUCAAAUCAAAAGUGCAAAUUAACCCUUUCAGGGACAGUGGUUACUACAGUGGACAGCAUAUCAAUUUAUCAGGUUAAAGGUUAUCAUUAUUGGUGCAUGAAAAGGUAAAUAACGGUUCACUUCCUGGUUAGGUAUGCAACGUGUCAAAAAAUAGGGAAACAUGUCGAGCGGUGAUUUCCAAAUUAAAGACAGAUGUUUGCAAAAAUAUCAGUUUAUUGAUUCAACACAAAUGUUAGCAUUCUGCUUUCAUGCAGGACGACAGAAAUUUGUGAAUAUUUACAGUUCAGAGGCUGAGAUUGUGAGGAUUUGGAUAUUAAAGAAAAGGUCUAGGAACGAUUAAUCGAUUCUCAAAAUAAUUCGAAAAACGAUUAUUCGUCGAUUAAUCGCUGCGCCUUGAGACAAAGGCGUGCAAACAAUGUUUUUUUUUCUCUCUUUGUGUUUGUUUGUUUUAUUAUAAAUGUUCAGAUUGAUAUUUGUGUUGUCUCAAGCUGUGAUCUGUCACUGGAUUUGUUUGUAUUUAAAACAAAAAAAACCCACCAAGGUGCAACAAGUAAUUUCAUCAUUGAUUUUUAUAUUUAUUGAAUCUGAAACUGUUCUAUUUAAUAUUUCUCCCCCUCCCCCAUGCCCACGGUGGCUUCUUGUGAGGAAAAAAAUGGCUUGCUGAAUGUAAAAAAAAGUUAUAAAAAAAACCUUGGGAUGUUUCAUUUGUAUUAAAGUUUUUUGUGUUUAAUGGGCGCAAAGAUGAGAUUGCACUCGGUGACAUUUCAGACAGCUCAACAUAUCUGCACUUCAUGUGAUUAGCAUCUGCCUCGACAAAAAAAAACAUUUUGCUUAAAAACAGCUUUUUU